Messenger RNA from Caenorhabditis briggsae, 2424 nucleotides. The transcript is spliced from 9 exons. Gene Ontology annotation, biological process: regulation of miRNA-mediated gene silencing. Lineage: Eukaryota; Metazoa; Nematoda; Chromadorea; Rhabditida; Rhabditidae. Bases 1 to 2424 code for a protein of 807 amino acids. The record is from RefSeq and is a predicted model, not a curated record.
AUGAGAAAACAAAAUCGUCCCAAUCAAACAACCAGAAAACAGAUGCAAAAUUUAACGGUUGAGCUGUUUUCGAGAGACAAGAACGCUCGUCGUCAACUUCUUGAUGAAGCUCUCUCUGUUUCUCCGCCUUCUGUUCCUGAGCCUGUUGCCGUCGUCGUUCCAGAGACUCCGCCUCCUGUACCAACACCUGAGCCAAUUCAAGAACUUGUGCAGGUUCUUCUUGCUCCUGAGCCAUGCGAUCCCAUUCCGAGAAAACCAAGAAGCCCGAGAAAAUCUAUCUCCACUCGUCCGAAGCCAAAAGUUUCCGAUGGUAAACUCAAAGGGAAGCCAGAAGCUCCUAAAGAGAAACCGGCAACAGAGAAUGUCGUGAAUGAGGAGCCCACUGCAACUCCAGAGCCUGAACCAAAUUCUGUGACAUCCGAAGAAACAAUUGACAGUGCUCCUCAACGUAUUUCAGCCGAGGAGAUUGUUGAUAACAACGAGUAUGCGGAGAAGGAGGUUCCUGCCGUUUCAGAAACAGUUGUUCAAGAAGAACCCCCAGUUUCUGUUCCUGAAGAUCCAGUUCCAACUACCGUAACCCCAGUCGAAGAGGAAUACGUCACACCUCCUCCAUUGCAACGUAUUCCAUAUUCUGCUCAACAGAGCAAUCUGGCCAAUAUUCGAGCUGUCGCUGAGUCGAUGAACAUUGCUGCCAUUCGUUCGCCGCCUCAUCAACAAUCGUAUCAACCACAGGAACCAAUGUCAUUUGCUGCAUGUGUCCGUAAACAACCAUCAAUUGAGAGUAUGAGUGUUUCUCCAUCUCCCUAUUGUAAAUUCGAUGGGAAGACGAGUCCUUUCAACACUGGAGCUAAUGGGGGUUUCAGUAACCCCGGAGGAUUCGGAGGGUUUAAUAGGGAUCCAAACAAGAAUGUGAAUCCUUUUGCUAACCGCAAGAAGUUCAACUACGAAUAUGAUUCUGCUCCUUCGAACAACUCUCACUCGCCCUUCAAUAAUAAUCGUUUCUACAAUGAUCGUGCGGAGCAAAUGCGAGAUGUUUCGGACAGUUUCUCUUCGUUGAAUUCCAAACCAAAUGGAUUCAUGACUCGUGGAAUCCCACGAGAAAGCGCCAGCUCUGGAAUGCUUCCAAAUUGGUACAAAGGAAGAUCUUUCUCUACUGCCAGCUCCCACUACCCAUACAGCCAAAGAUCCAACUCUUCUGGACACUUUUCUGGAUUCUCCAAGCCUUCGCAUAGCACUACUUUGAAUAUUCCAUCUCAUGGUCAUGUGGAAGAUCUUGAUGGAUUUCUGGCAUCUGGCACUCAAUCGAAUCCCUUCUUGAGUAAAAGAUCAGACCUGAAUUUGAAGAAAGAGAGAUGGGCACGAAUGAAAGCUAAAAAGCGAAUGCUGAGAAGACCAAUUGAAGAUGAAUUUUAUGAGGAUCCAGACGAAGAGGAAGAAAUCCUUCGGGGAAACGGAGUUAUGCUCAAUCAAAUCGUUCAACAAAGUUCUACAGGACACUAUGAAGACGCCGAUUUGCUUCGGAAAUAUCGUCGGGACGUUGCUUUUGUGAAAGAAAGAGUGUUGAGUGCAAUCGAUGGAAACAUUGAUGGGAUCCGUGAUUUGAGAUUCCUGUUGGCUUCUGUUCAAACUUAUGGAAAUAUUGAUGGAGAGUGUAUGAUGGCUGAAUUGGGAUUGAACGAAUUCUCAUUGUUUUCGGGGAUCAUCGAGAAGUACCAUGCGAUUGUUGGACCAUGGCAAACUGACAACGAGUCACAAAGAAGACGAGCUAGCAGACAUGCAUUCGAAACUCAUCGCAUUCCACUUCAACACUCUAUUGCAACCGUAUCCAAGAGAAAGCUCGUUGAAGAAAUUUUGGGCCGCGUCGAGCCGAGCAUCGCUUGUCACCAAGGUGUAAAAGUUGGACUCUACAGCGACUCUUGCAAUGAAAAAACGAGAAUCGAGUUGAAUAUCAAGAACAAUUUCAAAGAUCCAGGAAUGUUGUGUGAUAAAAACGAUCGUAGAUUCAUUCUGGUCCUUCAAUCUGAACUUGAUUUAAUGGUGGAGAGUAUGAAACAUUUAGCAAAAACUGUUGGGUUUAAUUAUGAUGGUUUCCCAGUACAUCAAAACAAUUUUGUGAUCGUCGAAGCGUUUGUCGAGGCGAUUUCGGAUAUAAUGGGCGAGAAAGUCGACAUGGAGACGAUGCGUUGGUUCAGUCUGCUCGGACAGAAAGUGGAUGCAGAAGAAAGUGCUUCUCCGUGGGAACCUGGCACCGAUUUUCACUGUUCACGUCAUUCGGAACCAAAAAGCAAUUUCUGUGCGGCGGUUACUGUAGGAAGAACUUGUUGCAUUAUUUAUCACGUUCUCGGAAGCUUUUUCCGUCGAUACCAUCUUAAGAAGAUCCCGACUGCUCAUCAGAAUUCAUCAUCUUUCAACUCGAUGCAAUGA